Catharus ustulatus (Swainson's thrush) is the source of this 6392-nucleotide messenger RNA. RefSeq names its product septin 4 (gene SEPTIN4). The transcript is spliced from 13 exons. The record is from RefSeq and is a predicted model, not a curated record. Gene Ontology annotation, molecular function: GTPase activity; GTP binding; molecular adaptor activity. Gene Ontology annotation, cellular component: synaptic vesicle; septin ring; septin complex. Gene Ontology annotation, biological process: regulation of exocytosis; cytoskeleton-dependent cytokinesis. Bases 2426 to 3970 code for a protein of 514 amino acids. Lineage: Eukaryota; Metazoa; Chordata; Aves; Passeriformes; Turdidae.
CCGUUCUGCCUCGCUCCUCGGCGGUGGUGGCGGGUCCCCAGAAGCCGUCCGACUGGGCCACCUCUCCGCGGGGCCCUCGGGCAAGGUCCAGGGUGGGUAUGAGAGCGGAGGGCUGCGGACGUGGCUCGCGUGGCACUGGGUUGUGGCCGCUAGGACGAGUGGCCUUGGUGGGGUGCGCUGCGGCCGCGCUGCCCCGGCAGCCGCCGUGGGAACCAGCCCGGCACAUUCCUCCCGAGCUGGACGCAGUGAAACCAGAGAGGCGGGCGGCUGGCGGAGCGUGUCGCAACGGAGCGCCUUCCCGACAGGCUCCAGACUGUGGCUUUGGGAUGCACGCAUCAGCCUUGGAAACAUCGCGGUGGGGACAGCAGUUACAGCUGGGGACCGGGGGCAGCUGGGCUCCCUCACCCGUGCACGUGGGGUGAGCUGGGGCUGGCGGUGCUCCAGAAGGACACACAGAGGUAGAGCCAGUGUCUCUGUCACCGGUGCCACAUCCCUCUGUCCUCAAAGCAGUUCCCAGCUGGCCCGGAGGAGCUGCAUGAGCACUGGUCCCCCGGUCUCUGCUCCCGGCUCUGAGUGGGUCCGAUCUUGCCACGUGCUGAGAUGAUGCCUGGUUUCCAGCCUGGACAGGCCUCGCUGUCGUGUCCCAGGUCACAGGGAGCCACUGCUCAUGGUCGCAUCCUGGGGUCCCCGCUCAGGUGCUCACAGGUCCUUUAAGAUGAAGGAUUCCCUGCUGGAGAGGGACUGGAGCUGCUGCACCAAGGGCUGUGGCUCUCAUUCCCAGUGCUCAUCUGCCUGGUGCUGACCCCUGCCCAGAGCAGGGACCCACACCACAGCCUGCCCCACAUCCAGCGCCCUGCUCCUCUUGCAGCUGCCGGGAGACUCCGUUUCCCAUCGGGAAUGUUGCUGAUGGGUGGGAUGGCAGAGCUGGGGGUACCCUGAUUCCCCGGCGGGAGCAUCCCUUGCAUCCAGAGGCGUGGACGAGCAGGCACGACCCAGGUCCUGUCUCCCUGGGAACGAGCUGGCCUGGUCCUGCCAGCGCUGGGCUUCGCCGAGAGCUUGUCCUGCGUGGGGUUCGUUCCUUUGGGACAGCGUUUGUGCCUGAGAUGCUCAGCCAUAGUGACACAGUGACUGUGCCGCGGGUGGCAUUCUGGGUGUCACCUUUAGAGGGCUUGGGAACGCUUCUGUCAGUCUGGCAGUAGGGACGGCACCUCUCCGGGAUGUUCCCUUCCUUUCCCUGCAGGAGCAGGUUGGGAAAACACCUCCCGUGGGAAUGUGGUACCCGUAGAACGAUGCUCAGGGGCAGCCGGUGGCUUUCCUAGGUCAGGCUCUGCCCGCUGCCCCCGUGUCCCCCCCGCCGCAUCCCUCGGGCUGUCACCGCGCGGGGACGGUGCAAUGCAGAGUGACAGGCGGGGACGAGGGGGCGUGUGUGGGGCUGCGGAGCCGCAGACAGCCCGGGUGUGAGGUCGGCUUGCACUCAGCCGCGUGUGUAAUCUGCUUACGGGGGCACCGGCACAGCCCAGGGCUCUUGCUGCCGUAAAUCCCUGCUCCUGCCGGGAGUGCGGGCCGGGACGCUUGGAAAGCGGCCGAGCGAGCCUGGUUCGCGCCUGAGCUGCUCUGAUGCAUCUCGACACGCAUCAAGGUGAAUCACCAUUCCUGGUGACCCCGAAGUGACAGCUGGGGAACCCUGAUUGCCACCGACGGCUUCUCCUGGGGCACUGUUAACCCUUCACUUCCCAGGGAUGAGCCGGGAAAGCCGAGGCAGGAAUGCUGGGAGCUUCUGCCUGGGAUGUCUGUGGUGGGCAGCGUCCCUACUUCUCCCAGUCGAGGGCUGGGUCCUUCCCAGCCAGGCCCAGUUCGAGCAAAAGCUUGGAGUCACCUGGGAAAGCUUUAAUUGUCAGGUGCAAAAGUGUGGGAAAAUUGGAUUUCUGACCUCAAAGAGGCUGUGGGGUCUUGCUGGGGAAUGCUCCAGGUGGGCAGCAGGAGUGGACAUGGUGUGCAUUGGGAUGGAGGGGCAUUUUGUCCCGGGACAGAGGGAGUUUAUCCCAGAAUGGAGGGGGUCCUUGCUCUGGGACAGAGGCGUUUCCAAGGACUGAGUGUCCUCCUGGGCUGUAGCCAAUCUGUGUGUUCAGCCCAGGGGUGCUGGUGAUGAUGGUGGUGGUCCUGUAGCCCCCUCUGGACGUCCCUUGGCCAAUGAUGGAUGGUCCUUGAAAUCUCCACAGCCGGGCAGGAGCUGGGUUUGGCUCUACCCUGGGGUCCCUCUCCCCUCCCCGUGCCCUUCGCAGGGGCCGUGCCUGGCUCCUGGGUGCUGCGGGCACCCGGCGCGAGCCUGCCCAGGGUGGAGUUAUGCUAAUGCUGCUUCCCAGCCCUCGGCGCAGCCGGUGCCACUCGGCAUCUUCUGCUGGCCACGGGCGACACCGGCUGUGCCAUGGCCACCUGCCCCGAGCUGCAGCCUGGACAAGAGGCCAUGGGACACCGGGGGGUCCUGGCUGCCCCGGAAGACCACAAGGAGCGGCGGGGUGCCCAGGGGGAAGGUGCCCACCCCUGUCCCCCGGACUGCCAGGAGCUGGCUGCCGUCCCCACGCCGCAAGUCAUAAAGCGUUUCCUGAAGGAGGACUCGGACGAGGCUGAGCUGACCCAGUUCCUGCGGGAUUGCCCACCAGCUGACAGCUCCAGGAAGGUGGAGGUCCCGGAGAGCCGGCGGGAGCCUGGCCUCCCCUUGGGCAGCUUGGCCAGAAUCCCCCCAGACGAAGCCAGUGACGAGAGGGACGCCAGGAUCUUCUCCCGCUCUCGGCCCUUGGAUUCCCAACAGCACAUCGCUGCUCCCCCACCCCCCAGCCCCAACCGCCCGCGGAGCCCCUGGGGGCAGCUGGACCCCUACGACUCCUCCGAGGAUGACAAGGAGUACGUGGGCUUUGCCACACUGCCCAACCAGGUGCAUCGCAAGUCGGUGAAGAAGGGCUUCGACUUCACCCUCAUGGUGGCAGGGGAAUCUGGACUGGGCAAAUCCACCCUGGUCAACAGCCUCUUCCUGACGGACAUGUACAGGGACCGCAAGUUGCUCAACGCUGAAGAGCGCAUCACGCAGACGGUGGAGAUCACCAAGCACGUUGUGGACAUCGAGGAGAAGGGGGUCAAGCUGCGCCUGACCAUCGUGGACACGCCGGGCUUUGGGGACGCCGUCAACAACACCGAGUGCUGGAAGCCGGUGGCCGACUACAUCGACCAGCAGUUUGAGCAGUAUUUCCGUGACGAAAGUGGCCUCAACCGGAAAAACAUCCAGGACAACCGAGUGCACUGCUGCAUCUACUUCAUCUCGCCCUUCGGCCAUGGGCUCCGGCCCCUGGACGUGGAAUUCAUGAAAGCUCUGCACCAGCGCGUGAACAUCGUGCCUGUGCUGGCCAAGGCUGACACUCUGACCCCUGCUGAGGUGGAACGCAUGAAGAACAAGAUCCGGGAGGAGAUUGACCACUAUGGUAUCCGUAUCUACCAAUUCCCUGAGUGCGACUCGGACGAGGAUGAGGAGUUCAAGCUGCAGGACCAGGCACUGAAGGAGAGCAUCCCCUUCGCUGUCAUCGGCAGCAACACGGUGGUGGAGGCCAAGGGCCGGCGCGUCCGCGGGCGCCUCUACCCCUGGGGCAUCGUGGAAGUGGAGAACCCGUCCCACUGCGACUUCGUGAAGCUGCGGACGAUGCUGGUGAGGACGCACAUGCAGGACCUGAAGGACGUGACGCGGGAGACGCACUACGAGAACUACCGCACGCAGUGCAUCCAGAGCAUGACCCGCAUGGUGGUCAAGGAGCGGAACCGCAACAAGCUGACCCGGGAGAGUGGGACAGACUUCCCCAUCCCUGUGAUCCCCCCGGUGCCGGACGUGGAGACGGAGAAGCUCAUCCGGGAGAAGGAUGAGGAGCUGCGGCGGAUGCAGGAGAUGCUCCAGAAGAUCCAGAAGCAGAUGAAGGACUCGCACUAGCCCAUCCCUCCUCGUCCUCCUCCUCGUCCUCCUCCUCCUCGUCCUCCUCCUGGCCCCGGAUCAGAAAUGUUUACAUCACGCUCCACGUGCCCGGCCCUCUGCCAGACUCGGUACCAACACCCACCCACCACCUUAAGCUGCGGCACCGCCUUAUCCAACCGCCCAGCGCCUGCAGGGACACGAGGGGACAGCGAGGGGACAGCGAGGGGACAGCGAGGGACAGGGCACCCAACCCGGGGUCCCCUGCCCUGCUCCCCCCUGCUCACUGGGGACAGCUUGGUCCCACAAGCUUUGGUUUCUCAUUUCUCCCAGCUUUGGGGAGGGCCCUGGCCAGCCUUGUCCCCACAGCGUGUCCCUUGUCCCCAUGUCACCCCGGGCUCCCUGCUUACAAUCUUUAUGCUCAGCUUGGCCCUGGCUUAAGGGAAGAGGAAAGAGGAACACUGGUGCCAGCUCCCCAAAGGCCGCAGCUGCCCUGCUGUGGGGGACAGGGCUGUUCCCCUUAGCUGGCAUGGAGGAACAGGAGUUCCUGGGGACUGCAGGGGACAGAGGGGAUGGAGGGACAGUCACCAUCCUGCUCCAUGCCAGCAUCAUGCUGCACUUGUCAGUGUCCAGCCCUGUGCCCUCACCUUGUCCCCACUGAGUGACAGCAAGGCUGUGGCAUGAGGAGCACUGGGGAAUCGAUGACUCCAGGGAAAAUCCCUUGAACCCCAAAUCGGAGGCUGGGCACCCCCAGCCCGCUGUGACGUUUGCCUUGUAAAGCAAUAAUGAGUGUCCUGUGCCCGUGGCACCUCUCACCCCAUGGCAACAACACCACUCUGGCUGGAAUUUUGGCCCCUGCUGCCACUUGCUUGUCUGUGGUGUCUCUGUGUGCCCAGGAUGUCCCUGUCCCUGCUGCUUCUUGGCACAGCAGCCCUGUGUAUUCUCCAAGGAUAUCUCCAUCCAUGUUGCUUCCCAGCAAAGCACUGCUGCAUGUCCCCAUGUCCCCCAUGGUGUCCCCAUGUUCCCCACCAUGUCCUGGUUAGUGAUGCUACCCUACAGAGCACUGCAGCUUGUCCCCCCAGACUGUCCCCAUCUGCAUUGCUUUUCCACAGAGCUAUGUUGCAUCCCUGUGUCACCCCAGGAUGUCCCCAGCCAUGUCUCCACCCUGCAGGGCCCUGUGUAGUGUCCCUGUGUUCCCAAGGAUGUCCCCAGCUGUGUUGCUCCCUGCACAGCCCCACUGUAUCCCCAGGGUGAGCCUUGGCCACCUCUCACAGCGUCCAUGGGGAGAUGGAUCCCAACCCCCUCCUGGGUAUGGGGGAGCCCACAGGGUAUGGUGAGGAUGCAGGCAGGACUGGGAGCAGUGGGAUCACUGGGAACAAUGGGAGCAGUGGAUUGUCAUGAUCCACCCCACCUGAGUGGGGGUCAUGAUGGUUCAUUUGAUCCCAGGGUGCAAAAGACAAACGGGAAGGAGACUAAAGUUUUAUUCAGCAGGAGGCAACAAUGCCGUUUACUGAGUGCCAACAACUUAGCUUAUAAUAGAGGAGAGAAAAGGGAAAUGAAGUAAAAGGGGAGAGGGAGAGAGUGAGAAAGGAUGGGGGGAAUAGCUACCAACAGAUGGGACGUCGUCCUUGAGUUGUCCAUCGAUAGACGCGUCUUCCAUCCGGGGGGAGAAAGAGAUUUCAGAAAGUCACUUUUUAUAGUCCUUCUCCAAGGCGAGUGGCCUCUGGCCAAAAGGUGGGGAGAUUUAUGGACUAUUGUGUGUGGGGAUUGUUGCCCCAAGAAACAGGUGCAGGACAGAACACUACAGCCAGUACCCUGCUCGAGAGCAGCGUGCCAUGGAAGCAGCACUGGCAAGCACACUGUUCACAGUCCCUUGGCAAGCAUCCACCUUGGCCAGGCUGGCAACUCCUGUCCAGAGCGAAUGGUGGGGUCCUGGGGUCUCAGGGUCUCAGGGUCUGAUGAUGGUUGUGAGGCAGAUCAGGGAAACAUUGGACUGACCCUUCCAUAGGAGCAGUGGGGUCAGUGGGAGCAGUGGGAUCACUGGGAGCUGUCUGGCCUGGGGAUGUGUCCUGUCCCCAUCAGGGCCCCCCGAGUCAGGGUCCCCCAGGUGGGGUGUGGCUGGCGGGGGCUGUGCCCAGCCAGGGUUUGGGGUGGGGGCUGCAGGGUGCCAGGGCAGCACCCGGCUGUGCCCCCCAUGUCCCUGUGCCAGCAGGGGCUCCCAUGGCUCCUGUGGGCAGGGCCCCCCCAGGCAGGGCCCUGCAGGGAAUACUUAGCGCUUUCCUUUUUUUAAUCUUGCUAUUUUCUUACGGAAGUUCCUCCCCUGGCAUGACGGUCCUAGAGGCAUUUAUUAACAGAUCAGAGAGUAUAGGUUUAUAAAUUCUUAUAGAGUAGUGGAAAUAUUUUUAUCCCUCCACAACUGUUCUCAAUAAAUACAGCUGACCCA